Molecule: messenger RNA, 2745 nt
Organism: Trypanosoma rangeli
Lineage: Eukaryota; Euglenozoa; Kinetoplastea; Trypanosomatida; Trypanosomatidae
Product: putative phosphatidylinositol-4-phosphate 5-kinase
Exons: 1
Coding region: 1-2745 (914 amino acids)
Biological process (GO): phosphatidylinositol metabolic process
Molecular function (GO): phosphatidylinositol kinase activity
Source: RefSeq, a predicted model, not a curated record
AUGGCGAAGGAGGCGGUGUCCUUAGCCUCUUUUUGGGCCCGGUGGAAGGAAAUCUGUGGGGUUGAUUCGUCGGCGUAUGAUGUGGCCUGGGGUACUCGUUCUGUCGAGGCGUUUCUUUCUUACCAUGCGGACGCCCGGCCGUUGAAUGGUUGUGCCGUGCUCUUCAGCUCGCAUCUGCUUCUCUGUGAGGCGGUGGGGGCCAGAGUGGUGUUUUCGGUGGCGCUGCUGUCCGUGCGGGGGAUGCGGUGCAGUGGGCAGCUGGAGCUUUCACGGAACUCCUUUGACGACGAGAACUCAGGCAGAGGAGCGGUGGCGCGGAGGAGUGUCUCGCUGGAUAUUUUUCUUGACGGCGCUGCGGUGACGCUGCGGAUGAUGGGCGUUGAGGGGGAGCAGUUUGCCCGUGUUGCGCUGCUUCUGUGGCGGAUGAGUCACGGGGAAGCGAAGAUGGAGGCAGUGGCGGUGGGGACUCCGUUGCACCACCCCGGUGACGCCGUCUACGCGCUGGCAGGGGCGCCUGUGCGGCUGUCCGCGACCGUCGUGCAGUGCGUGACAGGUGAGUCGUGCCGCAUGCUGGACGCUGGUGAGGCCGUGGAGAUUGCCAUGCUGAACGAACGGGAGGUGUGCAUUGCGCGGCGGCCACGCACGGCGGCGACGUUUUGGCGCGACUUUUACGGCAGUCAUUCGGAGGAGCUGCAGAUACUACCGGUGGAGGGUCUGUCCGCGUUGGUGGCCCCAUUUAGCACCACCGUGCGGCUUGUGGGGUGCCGCGGCGAGACGUGGAUGUUCGCGAUCGCCGACCCUGCGACGAACUUCACCGUACGACACGCAUUGCAGCGGUUCAUUGAGUUGUUUCUGCUGGGGAUGAUGCGUGGGUGGCGCGGCGGCGCGGUGGAUGCCGUGGAGGCCUGUCACCGACUCCGCUACUUUGACCUUGCCGCUCUGUACCAGCAGUACUGUGCCAUGGAUGCGGAAGGGGCUGGCUACCUCCUUUGCUCUUCGCUGGAGGCGGCGAUGGGGCCACUCCUCGCGUGCGACUCGCGCCUGGUACGGGCGAUGUGCUGCCACGACGGCGAUGGCGACGACGGCAAGGUGAGUCUGCCCAUGUACUUGAACCACAUGCGUGUUCUGCUGCAUGGGAGCGUGGCUGAGCGGACCAGGGUUGCCUUUCGUGCCUUCGGCGGCGACAUGUGCGGCGGUGCGACGGCGGGCCUGCACGAGAUGCAUGGGGCUGCACACGAGAAGGGGAAACCAGAGCAAAGCGGCCUCGUUCGCUUGAUGGACUUUAAGCUUAUUCUGCGCGACAUUCUUGCCGGCCUCGCCUACACGCCCGCGAACGCGGAGGAGUCCGUCGACGACGCUGUAAACCGCAUCCUGGCAUCGGUGCAUGGCGGCGGCGGCGAGGGCGAGGGUGACACCGCGACGGUGUCCUUUCAAGCUUUCCUACCGGCCUACACACUCCUGGUGGGGCUGCUGGGGGCGGGGGAGACAUGGGGGUGCGAUGUGGCACCAGUCUGUGGAACGCCGCACCCGCUGCUCGGCAUUGGCUCGGCGCACUGGGUGCUGCUCACGUACAUCAUGACGGGGGUGGAGAUUUCGGUCCGUGCCGCUGUGGCUGCGGAGGACUGCGGCAACAAAAACACGUUUGUUCUCACCGUUGGGUCCUCAACCAUCGCGGAGGUCGCCUCCGUGCAGGGCGUCGGCGCCCUGCCGGUGGCGCCAAACUUCUUCCAGAAGCGCUUCGCACCCCUCCAGGGUGGCCGGGCGACAUUCACCGACUUCAGCCCGCUCCUCUUUGCCUCCGUGCGGCGGCGCUUUGGGAUUACGGUGGAGAAGUUGCUGAGUGCCUUGGGCAUCAACGCCCUGCGGGCCCGCCUGCUUCUGGGGUAUUUCUGCGUCCCGCGUGUCCUGCGAAGCAGCAGCCGCAGCGGCGCGUUGCUGCUCAGCAGCCACGAUCACCGCUUUAUCCUGAAGCGUGUGACGCACGCCGAGUCGCGCACGCUUCGCGGCCAGCUUCCCGCGUACGUUGACCACCUAGACCGCCACGCUCACACCCUUUUGCCGCGGUACGCCGGCCUCUACGCGCUGUGGCGGGGCGGCGAGAAGACCAUCGUCGUCAUUAGCGAAAACGUCUUUGCGUUCGCUCAGCUCCCCGUCGCGGAGGUGUACGACCUGAAGGGCUCUACGAUGCAUCGCACCACCGCCGCCGAGGAUCGCCGGCACGGGGCCGCGGGAAAAGACAACGACUUCCUGGCUGACAAAAAGCAGCUGCACCUUUCCGCUGAGGCACAGCGGGCGCUGUUGGCGCAGCUGGAGGCGGACACUGAGCUGUUGAAUAAGGCAAACAUACUUGACUACAGCCUUCUUGUGGGGAUAUACAGUGGCGAAGCAGGCUGGAGCUCGACCCCGGAAGCCGUGGAGCUUGCACAGCGUCAACGGCAACGGAUGGAAAAACUAGCUGCGGCUCUCGGCGCGCCGCCUGCACAGCCGUUGGAGAGUGACCCCGACGCGAGCAAGCAAGGUGACGAUGUCUUUCACGCGUACUACGGCGGUAUAGCCUCUGCUGACGGAACGGAGGUGUACUUCCUCGGCAUGGUGGACUGCCUCACUACCUACAGCAUAAAGAAGGUCGGCGAGCACUUCAGCAAGUCCGUGCUGCUGCAAGACAUGAAAAAAAUUAGCUGCGUCCCACCGUCAGUCUACCGGUCACGAUUUUUGAACUUUAUGCGCACAGUCAUUGAUGGUUGA